AGGAGGCAGGGCUUAAGGGCGGGCUUGCUCGAGGCGCAAGCGCGCUGGCCCGGGCGCGGCGGCAGUCUUGCGGGCGGCGUGGGCUGGGGAUUGCGGUGCCCGUGCUUCCCGGUGCCAGGGUGUCAUGGAAGGGCUGCUGACAAGAUGCAGAGCAUUGCCCGCCCUGGCCACCUGCAGCCGCCAGCUCUCUGGGUAUGUUCCUCGCAGGUUUCACCACUGUGCCCCAAGAGGAGGGCGGCGCCUGCUGCUGUCUCGUGUGUUCCAGCCACAGAACCUUCGGGAAGACCAGGUGCUCUCCCUGCAGGACAAAUUUGGUGACUGCAAGAGCCAGCGGUUGAUGCUGCAGGUGGGCCUGAUCUACCCAGCAAGCCCCGGCUGUUAUCACCUCCUGCCGUACACCGUCCGUGCCAUGGAGAAGCUCGUGCGAGUGAUAGACCAGGAGAUGCAGGCCAUCGGGGGCCAGAAAGUCAACAUGCCCACCCUCAGCCCGGCAGAGCUCUGGCAAGCCACCAACCGGUGGGACUUGAUGGGCAAGGAGCUGCUAAGACUUAGAGACAGGCAUGGCAAGGAAUACUGCUUAGGACCAACUCACGAGGAAGCCAUUACAGCCUUAAUUGCCGCGCAGAAGAAACUGUCCUACAAGCAGCUUCCCUUCCUGCUGUACCAAGUGACAAGGAAGUUUCGGGAUGAGCCCAGGCCCCGCUUUGGUCUUCUCCGUGGCCGAGAGUUUUACAUGAAGGAUAUGUACACCUUUGACUCCUCCCCGGAGGCCGCCCAGCAGACCUACAACCUGGUGUGUGAUGCCUAUUGCAGCCUGUUCAACAGGCUAGGGCUGCGAUUUGUCAAGGUCCAGGCUGAUGUCGGCAGCAUCGGAGGCACGAUGUCUCAUGAGUUCCAGCUCCCUGUGGAUGUUGGAGAGGACCGGCUUGCCAUCUGUCCCCACUGCAGCUUCUCAGCCAACUUGGAGACACUAGACUUGUCACAGAUGAACUGCCCUGCUUGCCAGGGCCCACUGACCGAAACCAAAGGCAUUGAGGUGGGGCACACAUUUUACCUGGGUACCAAGUACUCAUCCAUUUUCAAUGCCCAGUUUACCAACGUCUAUGGCAAACCAUCCCUGGCUGAAAUGGGGUGCUAUGGCUUGGGUGUGACACGGAUCUUGGCUGCUGCCAUUGAAGUCCUCUCUACAGAAGACUGUGUCCGCUGGCCCAGCCUACUGGCCCCUUACCAAGCCUGCCUCAUCCCCCCUAAGAAGGGCAGUAAGGAGGAGGCGGCCUCUGAGCUCAUAGGGCAGCUGUGCGACCACAUCACAGAGGCAGUGCCUCAGCUUCACGGGGAGGUGCUGCUGGACGACAGGACCCAUCUGACCAUCGGAAACAGACUGAAAGAUGCCAACAAGUUUGGCUACCCCUUUGUGAUCAUUGCUGGCAAGAGGGCCCUGGAGGACCCUGCACAUUUUGAGGUUUGGUGUCAGAACACUGGUGAGGUGGUCUUCCUCACCAAAGAUGGAGUCAUGGAUUUAUUGACCCAAGUGCAGACCAUCUAAAUGCCCCCAGCCCACCCCUGCCCCCAUCUUGCAGCCUUGGUGUUCAUUCUAACGCUGCCUUUUCCUACACCCCUUUCCUGGACUGUUCUCUCCAGAAACAGCACAGCUCAUGGAGGGUGAGAUCACGUUAGGGAAACCAAUUUUCCAGUCAUGUGUUCAGAUUAUUUGUAUUUAAAGUCAUUAACUUGAUCCUUUUCUCCAGACUGGCCAUGCCGCCAAAUACCUUUCCUUUUGUAUUCCAUUGUGGAAACUUCUACUAGAAGGCUGAGAGGCAAGAGAGCCAAGCUCCAGUCUUGGGUCUUACCCUGAGGGGGUAAGUCACUUCCCUUCUCUCAGCUGAGUUUUUCACGUGUAGGAUGAGAAUGGCUGAUGGCUGAGGGCCCCCCAACCUUCCCCACCCCAUAUCAGUUUGACCACGGGCCUUUUGCUACAUUCUGUCCAGAGAGCAGGCCUGCCAGUGCCCCUCCACUGAGAAGUUGGGCUGAGAGUAUGGGGAAAAGAAUCAAGAGACCUGACUGCCACCAACUCACUAGUGACUUAGAUACAUCCCCGCCCCCUGCUGGGGCCUCAGUUUCCCCAUCUGUAACUUGAGAUAAUGGAACUAGAUCUAUGAAGUCUGGAACUAGAUCUGUAAUGUCCUUAUAGGUGUCACUAGAGGGUUCCACGAGAGGUUUGUGACAGGCAGUCUGAUUCCUCUCAUUCUCCAUAGUCUGUUUCCUGGAAAGUCGAUGUAAUUAACAGAUGGCCCAAAAACUACCUCAAGAGACCUGGCCCUAUUAAGAUGGCUUAACCACUGAGAUCACGUUCUAUGGAUUGAAUAAAGUCAAACUACUGGAA
Mandrillus leucophaeus (drill) is the source of this 2383-nucleotide messenger RNA. It is a transcript of the gene PARS2, whose product is annotated as prolyl-tRNA synthetase 2, mitochondrial (putative). Gene Ontology annotation, cellular component: mitochondrion; cytoplasm. Gene Ontology annotation, biological process: prolyl-tRNA aminoacylation. The record is from RefSeq and is a predicted model, not a curated record. Gene Ontology annotation, molecular function: ATP binding; proline-tRNA ligase activity. The transcript is spliced from 2 exons. The coding region runs from base 125 to 1546 and encodes 473 amino acids. NCBI's taxonomy places the organism in Eukaryota, Metazoa, Chordata, Mammalia, Primates, Cercopithecidae.